AAGUUGGCAUUGGAAGAGUGUCAAGCUGUAGUCCCUCAACUGAGUCCAGGAUUUUUUCAGUUUGAAAAAACUUCCCAAUCUAUAUAUACGUAUUCGUCGAGAACGUACUUUGAUUUUUUGAAAAGUCUGGUUUUUAAAAACCAAAGAGCCGCAAGUGACGCUUGGAUUUCUUCAGUUUUCUUGAGCUUUAUCGGAUUUGUGGAUUGUUCAUUCUUAUUAUUGCAAUGGAUCGGGUCUUUGGGAACAUGGAGAACAAGUUCAAGUACAUGGUGAAGGCGGAAGGGAAGGGAAUGGCGCUCAAGCUGGUUGGAUUCUAUGCUGUUGGAUGGACCCUGCGCAAGCUGGUCAAGUGAAAGGUUCAACUCUCCAACUACUAUGCUACCCUCAAAUCUUUGUGUCCUGCUAUCGUCAAUUUGGUCUGUCGCUUUAGUUCAUUGAAAAUUUCAUGUAGAAUAAAUUGUGGUCUCACCUCAAAAUCACAA
Messenger RNA from Drosophila bipectinata, 482 nucleotides. RefSeq lists its product as uncharacterized. The record is from RefSeq and is a predicted model, not a curated record. NCBI's taxonomy places the organism in Eukaryota, Metazoa, Arthropoda, Insecta, Diptera, Drosophilidae.